UUCGCGACGUAAAGACGCUCGAGAAGGAAGUGUCCUCUUCGCAAACGCCGUGCCGCGCCACCGAAAAAACCGAGACGAGUUUUCGAGAGUUUUCCAUCACAUCUGCGUGCGUGUGUGUUUGUGGUGAAUGUUUAGCAGCUACAAGCUUGGAAGUGACUUUUUGAAUCGAAUCCAGUGAGAAGAACAAUUUGUGACCGCGUUUUACGACUUGCAAGCGAAACCGAAGGAAUAAAAGACAGACCGAGAGAGAGAGAGAAAGAGAGAGAGAAUCGUUGAACACUUGUGCAAACCAUGAAGGAGACAAACGUGAAUCACACCGUGGACGCCGAGCGGCUAUCACCGAUGGCGCUCCUUUCCGGGCAGCAUCCAGAACCGGCCCCAACCGGUAUCGAGGGUGACCGGGCGACCGGCAAGGUGGAAGGCAACCAGAUCCAGGCGCUCCUGGAACGUCACGAAAAUGGUCCAUCAAUCCUGCCGAAUGGCAUCGGCCGUCCGAUGCGAUCAUUUUCCCCGAUCAGUGGCGUAUCGCGGUUGCUGAAGAACCUCUACCUGUGCGGUGGGAGUGCCGCGUCGGUCGGGAUGAUGCAGCAGCUCGGUGUGACGUUCGUGAUCAACGUGACGAUGCCGACAGAGCUCACCGAUACGCCACUUCCGGCGUGGGACACGCGCUACCUGCGGUUACCGGUGAAGGAUAAUCGUGAGGCGAACCUGGAGCGUUACUUCCACGAGGUGGCGGACUUGAUCGAAGAGGAGUCCAAUGCAAACGGAGUGACGCUGGUGCACUGUGUGGCCGGCAUUAGCCGCUCGGCCACGCUCUGCCUAGCCUACCUGAUGAAGCACCACCGGAUGAGCCUGAAGGAUGCGUACAACCACAUCAAGGAUAAGCGUCCCCAGGUGCGACCGAACGUCUCUUUCGUCAAGCAGCUGAUGGACUUUGAGCAGCAACUGUACGGCAGCCGCUCGGUGGCGAUGGUCUACUGUCAUGCGCUCGACCAGGAGCUGCCCGACAUCUAUGAGCCCGAGUUCCGCACGAUGGAGCUGCUGUACCAGAAGUUUCGGCGAAACAUUGCACGCCGUUAGCCGGUAGUGUCUGGUUCCGGGACGCUUGGCAGAGCAUUGACUUAAACUACAUGAAUUCCACUUAUUCCCUUUUUACUCUCGUAGCACCUAGGCUUUGGUAAGGUUUUUGUUUAAAGGAACGUGAAAAUGGUCGCGGGAGAAAAAAAGGUGCUGCCAUCCGCAGAAUUGACUCACGUUUUGGGUGGGUUUGCGCGGUGAGGGGAUGGUAGCGAACGGGGAACGGCGGUGCGUUCCGAUAAUCUGAUCUAUAUGAUAGUAUUCUACUUAUCGCGGAAAACCUAAACUUUGCUCUCCAUUUUUGUCGCUACGAUGAAGAUAAAGCCUCUCUGUAGCCUGCUUGUAAUGUUACCCGAAAUAACGCUCGCAUGAUACCAAAGCAACUCGUUGGUGUCGAUCGGAACUUCUCGGUCCUCGGAUAUGGAUCGAAGUAACCUUCGCUCUCUCUCUCUCAAAGACAGACAGACAGACAGGCAGACGGAGAGUCCCACUGAUUCGAUGAUUGCCACGUUAAAAUUGCUGUGAUUGGAAUGUAACUGAUAAGCCACGGAGCGUGGAGCGUGGAUUUUAAGGAGCCCCUUUAGCAUCCGUAGCUCACACUCGAGAGAAUGUGUUGCUAUACUUAUAUUUAAGGGUUCGCGGAAUGGGAGAAGCUGAACAGCUGGACAAGCGAGACAGCUGGUAGGUUUAGUAUGAUAGGUUUUUUUUUUUUGUAUCCGAGUAAUACCACCAUUAACCACAUAAGCUUACGCGCGUUUACGCGAUAGACAGUGUGUAGGAAGUACACUUCUUAGAAAUAUAAAUCUUAUUCACUAACUGGUA
Molecule: messenger RNA, 1899 nt
Organism: Anopheles darlingi
Lineage: Eukaryota; Metazoa; Arthropoda; Insecta; Diptera; Culicidae
Product: dual specificity protein phosphatase 14
Exons: 3
Coding region: 292-1080 (262 amino acids)
Biological process (GO): protein dephosphorylation
Cellular component (GO): cytoplasm
Molecular function (GO): protein tyrosine/serine/threonine phosphatase activity
Source: RefSeq, a predicted model, not a curated record